Messenger RNA from Eriocheir sinensis (Chinese mitten crab), 7792 nucleotides. Its product is annotated as unconventional myosin-IXa-like. The record is from RefSeq and is a predicted model, not a curated record. Gene Ontology annotation, biological process: intracellular signal transduction. The coding region runs from base 388 to 6591 and encodes 2067 amino acids. Gene Ontology annotation, molecular function: ATP binding; protein binding; GTPase activator activity. Lineage: Eukaryota; Metazoa; Arthropoda; Malacostraca; Decapoda; Varunidae. Gene Ontology annotation, cellular component: myosin complex. The transcript has 32 exons.
CGACAGGUGGCGUCAGAGUUAGUUUACUCCCUCAAUCUCGGGAGACUAAACGCGUCGUGAUGUUUCGCCCCAAAUGUCACUUUUAAACUUUCUGGGGGCAAAGAAAUAAGAAAUGAAAGCAGUGCAAUGAAAAUGUCGGUUUAUAAGAAAGUACACAAAUACAGGUGUCUACAAAAGAGUUUUUGCAAGAAUAGUGUGGACUGGAUGAGAGUGCAUAAUAGUGUAUUAAUGUACAGUACUCAUAAGAACCACCAGAAGCAGUCAUGAAACUUGACUUCUUUUGGAAAAGAACCAAGUUAUUGAUUAUUUAAAGUAGACUUUGGUGUUCCUCAUGCAGCAAAAUGUUACCUAUAGACUUUUUACUAAAUCUCUGAUGAAGAGCCCACCAUGGAGUAUACUAGACAUAUAGUGCAGGUGUUUGUUGGUGCCUUGUCACCUCACUUUGAAGCUCUCUCUAUAGAGGUCAGCAAGCAGACCUCAGCUCAAGAAAUCACCUUUUGUAUUGUGGAAAGAUUAGGUCUUUCCAAUCCACAGAAUUAUGAAUUGGCAGAAGUUAUUGGCAAUGCACAUGGUCAAGAGUGCAAAGAAAGGAGACUGGGCCCCUCAGAAUAUCCUGUAGCCUUACAGAUGCUCUGGCCCCAGACAUCCUCCACAGAAAAAGCAGAAGAGAAUGAGCUACAUGAAUACAGAUUUUGUCUCCGAGAAAAAAGCUCCUCUGAUUCUUUGUGGGCUGAGGCAAACCAGCUUGAUUCACAGUUGAUAAGAGAUUAUUUUUACAAAUUCUUGUAUCAACCCAAGGAUAAAGACUAUCCUGAUUUGUGUCAGCUUCCAAACCUCACUGAACAGACCUUGCUUGAAAACCUUCGAGCAAGAUUUCAGAGAGGCUACAUCUAUACAUAUGUGGGAUCCAUUCUCAUAUCUGUCAAUCCUUUCAAAUAUUAUCCAAUAUAUAAUCCCAAAUAUGUUAAGUUGUACCAAAAUCAUAGACUUGGUGAACUUCCACCACAUAUAUUUGCCAUAGCUGAUGCUGCAUACCACUCAAUGCUGAAACAAAAAUGCAACCAAUGUGUAGUGAUAAGUGGAGAGAGUGGGAGUGGCAAGACGGAAGCUACUCUCUUUCUGCUACAUCACCUAACCAUGCUCAGCCAGAAAGGAUCUCAUGGCAGUGGAGUUGAGCAGACCAUUCUCAGUUCAGGGCCAGUUUUAGAGGCUUUUGGUAAUGCUAAAACAGCCCACAACAACAACUCCAGCAGAUUUGGAAAGUUCAUCCAAGUCACCUACAAAGAAAAUGGUCUUGUGCAAGGGGCAUGUGUUCAGAAGUACCUACUUGAAAAAUCAAGGAUAUGUUCUCAAGCACGGAAUGAAAGAAGUUAUCAUGUGUUCUACUAUCUUCUUGCGGGAUCCUCUCCUCAGCUUCGUCAGGCUCUACAUCUUCUCAAGCCUUCAGAUUACCACUACCUCAACCAGAGUAAAUGCUUUACCAUUGAGGGCUUUGACGAACAGUUUGAGUUUGUACGACUAAAACAGUCAAUGGAAAUGGUUGGCUUCACUCCAGAUAAGCAACACCGGCUUUUUGCAAUCCUCUCUGCUGUACUCCUUUUGGGAAACAUCGAAUUUCAGCCAAAGAAGUCUACUUACCACCAUGAUGAAUCUGUUUCGGUACGGAAUCCUGAGCUGGUGGAGAACAUAUCCAGUCUGCUGGGGGUGUCUGAGGCAACGCUUAUGAAUGCCCUAACUUCCAAGAAGACACGUGUUCAAGGGGAAAUUCUAGUCAUGUACUAUCGAUUACCUGAGGCUGUUGCAGCAAGAGAUGCUUUGGCAAAAUGUUUGUAUGGGGCACUGUUUGACUGGAUUGUUCUUCAGGUGAACUACUCCUUAAUAUCUCUGAAGGAAUCUGCAAAUGAGAACAGUGCAAAUUCAAUUGGAGUGUUAGAUAUAUUUGGUUUUGAAGAUUUUGGCUUCUGUAAUAGAUUUGAACAGUUUUGCAUCAACUUUGCAAAUGAGCACUUACAACACUACUUCAAUCAACAUGUGUUUGAGUAUGAACAGGAAGAGUACCAGAGGGAAGGAAUUUUGUGGACUAAUAUUGAAUUCCAAGAUAAUGUUGAUUGUUUGGCUCUUAUUCAAGGAAAGCCAGAUGGCCUGCUUUGCGUCUUGGAUGAUUUGUGCAGUUUCCCGCAAGCUACCAAUGAGGCAUUUCUUCAAAAAAUCAAUAGUACUCAUAAAGACAAUGAAUACUAUGAAGUGCCUCAUAAGAAGGAGUCAGCCUUUAUUAUCAGACAUUAUGCUGGGAAAGUGAAGUAUCAGGUCAUUGACUUUAGAGAAAAGAACUUGGACCUGAUGCGGCCUGAGGUGAUUUGUGUACUAAAGAACAGUCGCUUCAGCAUCGUACGAGAGGUAGCUGGUGCUGACCCUGUUGCUGUGUUCCGGUGGUCCAUCCUGAGGGCAUUUUUCCGUGCUGUUAGUGCUUUUCAUACUGCAGCAGUAAAGUGUGCAGGAAGGAAAGGGCAUGAAGAUCAAAGAAAAACUCCAAAGCAAAAGAUAUGUAUUGACAACUCCAAGAUUUUAGCAGCAAUUGAAAACACACAGAUGAGACUGAGAAAGACUCGUCAUAACCGGUCACGGGUGCGGCCCCAUGGUCCACGUCAUCAGAAGAACCUCAAGACUGUGAAGGCCCUUGUCCAGAAAACUCAGUCACUCACACUGCAGGGUCGACUUCCUGGAUCCAGAAAACCUUCACACACCGUGACCGGCCAGUUUCAAUUGUCGCUGCAGACACUCAUGGAGGCCCUCAAUACAGCAAACCCAUUUUUUAUCAGAUGUAUCAAGAGCAAUGCAAAUAAGGCACCAAACAUGUUUGAUGAUGAAAUGGUGAUGCGCCAACUGAGGUAUACAGGCAUGUUAGAAACUGUACGCAUCAGACAGGCUGGCUUCAAUGUGCGACUCUCCUAUGAGGAAUUCAUCCAUCACUACAGAAUACUCUUGCCCAAGGCUUUGCUGAGCUCCCAGGCAGAUGUUACAUCCUUCUUGGAAGAGAUGAAUUUAAUGGAGAGUGAAUACCAGAUGGGAAACACUAAGAUUUUUAUGCGAGAGUCUCAGAAGCAGAAACUUGACACACAUCUGCACCAGACAAUCCUCUCUCAAAUCAUAGUCAUCCAGCGCUGGUACAGAACCGUUCACCAGCGCAGAAACUUUUUGAACUUCAGAGCCAUGGUGAUUAAGAUUCAGUGUCAGGUUCGAAGUUGGCUUGCACAGCAAGCAGUGAACAAGAUGCGCAUUAGACAUAAUGCUGCUGUAUUUAUUCAGAAAAUUUGGCGUGGAUAUUCUGUAAGAAAAUGGUAUCAGAACUUCCACAGAGCACUCAUAGUCUUCCAGGCUUGUUCCCGAGGAAAUCUCGCCCGACAAAAAUUCCAGGUGAUGUUAGAAGAAUGGAAGCAAAAGAAAGAGAGAGGUGAAACAAAGAGGCUAAAGGAAGAGGAAAGUUCAGACCUCAAAGGGAAAGAAAACUCAGGAUACAAAGACGUAAGCUCAGUUACAUCCAUCACUACAAAGGACUCGAGCAGCACUGGGGCUGCUGAAGUUACUGAGGCAAGUGAGCCAGCUCAGCCCCCACCAAGGAGAAAGUCCAACCUGCAGAAUACACAAGGCUAUAAGCUUCAGAGAAGACAAAGUGAGCAGUUACUCACAGAGAGAAGGGCCUCUGAAACUCUGCAACCACUCAACCAAAAUCUUGCAAGACGUCUUAGUGAGGCUGGUCUGCUCCAACAUCAAUCCUCUCAAGAUACACUUUUACAAAUGGUACCUAGAAAGGAUGAUGAGAAUAUGCAAAAACAGCUGCCUCCUCCAGCAUCAUCCAGCAUCACCACUGAAGGGGAGAGGCAAGCACACAAGCCCAAGUCAUUUAGACAUCGCCCAUACACCAAGACUCCAUUGGCCAAUCAGAGGGCAGAGAGUGUAUCAGUUUCAGCAACUCUGAGCUCAGGUCAAACAGAGGGAAGAUUCAACUCUGGUGCUAAAGAGGAGGGUGCCAGGCAGCAGCAGCAGCAGCAGCAGCAGCAUCCCCCACAGUCUGAUCCUCUUGGCAAACAAAAAAUUUCUAGGCAAUUUAAGAAACCAUUCAAGAAGAUGAUCAUGGGUAAACGUGAGGAAAGCUUUAGUGAAAAUGAAGAUGUAAUGAUUGAGUCCCUGCCCCAAACACCCACAAGCCCUGCAGAAAGUCAUCAUAGUUUCCCUGCAGUCUGUGGGACAGAAACUUCCUUUAUAAAAGAGAGAAGUGCUAGCAGCAGUAGCACAACCAGUAGCCAGCCUAGAUCUUCGAGGGAAGAUCAGCCCAGAGCCAAGGAACCUCUUAAGCCUUCAUCUAGUCUCCCAGAUGUUAUUCAGGGAUUUUCAAGCUUAGAGCAAGGUGUGAGCUCUGCGUCCCAGCCUUCAGUUGGUGAUGAAACGCCAGCUCUCAAACAUAUCCUGGCUAAUUCUCCCCAUUCACUGAAGCAGUCCACUCUUCUAAAGAAGGAAUUAUGUACUGCCUGUGACAAGCCAUUCACUGGAUUUUUCAUUAAUUCUGGUUACAAGUGUUUAAGUUGUAAAAAAGUCUUCCAUGUACAAUGUGUCAAGUGUGCACUUAAAGUUCCUUGCCAAGAAACCCCACAAUGUGGAAAGGAAAAUGCCAGUCCUCAAAUCAAGAAACCUCGACGUAUGGAACAAGAGGAAAAUUGGAAUUUAACAAGAACCUCAGAGUUCAUUGAUAAGUCUGAUGAAGUUAUCAAAGAUGCUCAUGAGCUGAGAUGCCUGGAUGAAUACAUCAGAAGAAAGUUACAUGACCUGGAGGAAAAGGAGGUUUAUAAGGCAGACACUCGCUCACAGAGCCUGGACCGCUCCUCUUCUAGGGAUUCUGCAGCCAAAGAACUUGAUUUAAGCCUUCGAUUACGGGAUCGUAAAGAUUCCCAAGUAGACCAGAUGUUUUGCCUGUCUUUGAGAGAGUUCAAGAACAAUUUAGUCUCUACUUAUUCUGUGGAAUUUCAGAAAGACUCUCCUGACCUCAUCCUCAAGUAUAAAGACCUCAUCAAGAGCUUUGAACAGGUGAUGAAUACUGUGUGUAAAGAAAAAAUGGAGAAUGAUACAUUUCCUGUUACCAUGGGAGUUAAUGCUUUCCGAGGAUUUCUGGAUGAGUUCAUCCGAGAAAAGAAGAAACCUGUUGAAGAAAAACUUAGAAGGAAGAGACACAGGCGUAAAAAGAAAAAGGUAGAAGAAGUGGUUCAUGGAAGUCAUGUAUUUACUCAAAGCACAGUCAAUAUUCCCACUCAGUGUGAAUUGUGCAACUCAUUCAUAUGGCUCUCCAUGAAAGUUCUCACCUGCCAAAAGUGCAAAGUUACGUGUCACUUGAAGUGCUACAAGAAAGCAGACCUUAAAUGUGUUCAGGAUGGACCAAAGCCUGUUGUAGUUGGAACUGGUGCAACUCCUUCUAGGAACCGGGUGUUUGGUGUGCCUCUAGAACAGUUGGUUCGUUCUGGUGGAAAAAUCCCCUUAGUAGUAGAUCGUCUCAUUACUAGUAUAGAACUUUAUGGACUUUACACUGAAGGUCUGUACCGCAAGUCUGGAGCCCAAACCAAGGUACGGGCAGUCAAGGCGCAUAUUGAGAGGGACCCAGACGGUGUUGACUUUAAUAAUACUCCUAUCCAUGUGAUGGCCACCAUACUUAAAUUUUUCUUAAGGGAGUUGCCUGAGCCACUCCUCACCUAUGACUGCUAUGAUACCCUUCUUCAUGCUACUGAGUUGCAAGAUGAGGAAGAUCAGCUUCAUACCAUCUUCAGUAUCAUCAAGGGCAUCCCCAAGUUAAAUUUCUAUCUUCUUGAGAGAUUAGUCUUCCACAUGGUGAGAGUGGCACAACACGAAGAACACAAUCGUAUGACUGCUAAUGCCCUGGCCAUUGUGUUUGCCCCAUGCAUACUUCGCAGCCAGCGAUCUCAAACUGUUCAAGACUCUCUCAAUGAUGUUGCCAAACAGACUACGGUUGUAGAAAUAAUAGUAACACGGCAACUGCGACAAGUACAGAUGACUCUACAAGACAUUGAUUGUGUGGAUAGUGAAACUGCUUCUACUGGGGAGCGCUUGGAUUACAUUCGUUCAUCAAAGCCACGACCAUAUGGCAGAUGUGCUUCCCAAAUUGAAGGGGCAUCAACUUCCACUAUACCAGAAGGUUCAUCAGUUGUUAGUAUGCAGAGUGGAUUUAGUGGUCCAAGUGAAGAGGAUUUAGAAGAAAGGCUAGAAAAUCUGCGUGACACUCGAAUUCGCUUAGAAAUUCAGCUACCUGCUCUAGCACGUGUGAGCUCUGAAGAGGACCUUUUGUCUACUGAUAUGUCACUUGCUGGAUCCAUGGAAGAUAUAUAUGGAACACCUAGUCCCUUAGCACCAUAUGACCAUGGAUGUAAGGAAACCAUUUCUGAAGAUUCAGGUAUGCUCCUCAUCCCAGGUGACAUAGCUGGAAAACAGAAGGAAGAAGCUUCAUCAUGGAAGCCAGAAAAGAAUAGUGAAGAUGGAAGUGUCACAUCAAGGCUGCACCAGGAUUUUAGCGAUGAUGCUGUCAUGGUAUAGUGCCUUUAUAUUAGGAUUGCCAGAUAUUAGUAUCAUUUUGUCUCACCCAACAUAGGAAACAUUUGUAUUAUCUCAUUUGCAAUAUUUAUGUGAGUUUCUGAUUUAGCAGUGAAAUUUUGUUAAUGUCUGUAGCAAAUCAGAUUUUCUAGAAAAUAUAUUUUUCUAAGUACAGUAGAUAAGUGCAAUGGCAACAAAAGUUUUAAAUCUGAAAAUUUACAGAACAAUCCAAAAGUCUGUGAACAAGGUGUGAUGUGUUCCUUACUACAUAGAAAUACUUAAGGUAAAUAACUUUUUAUAUCAGAUAAGUUAUGUGCAGUGUUCAUGUUUUUAUUUGCUCAUUUCUUGAAAUAUAUCUCAGUGUGAUCUUAAUGUAAAUACUUUUUAGCUUGUAUAAUCUGUUUUGAUAAUUUGCUGAUCUGUAAAUGCAGGCAUUGUGAAAAUUGACUACCCCAGUAACAAUGGGAUUGUGAUACUCAGAAGAUUUAGAGUCGUUAGAUUCAAUGUUGUUCAGCUUUGUAAGAUAAUUAUUUGAGACAGUAAGAAUAUCCAUUUCUCAAUUUGUUAUUUUACUGUUGAGUGACUAAAGAAGCUUUUUACACCCCAUCUAAGUUUUUUUCUGAACUUAAAUUUUCAUUAAAAUGCUUCCCUUAAAUUUAAGCCAUUUCUUGCCAUUUUCAGUUUCUUUAAGCCUACUUUUAUUUUAUUUCAUUAAUUUUUAAUUUUCCCUUCCAUCAUUUUUAUUAUGUUCAUACAGUAGUAGGUAUUUGUGAUAAAGAGCCAUGUGUGAGGUAGAGAUUUGUAAGACUCAAUAAAACUGCAGGAAUACGCUCUGCAGUUCUGUCAUAGCUGUGCCAGGAUGGCACACUUAUAAAUUUAUAGUAUUUAUAUUCUUCCAUCUCUACCUAGUGCACUGUGUUCAAUUGCAGAAUGAGCAAUGCUUGCAAAGCAUAUUCCUGCAGUUCUGUAUUUUUUUAUGGGUGGGGGAGAUGGGGCACUAUUUUUAGUGAGCACCCUGACCCAAGAGCUUUCAAAUGAUAUGCUUUGCAUGGUUGCAUGAGACCACAAAGAUUUAAAAGUAUUAAUUGAUUGCCACUAUAACUAUACUGCUGCUGUUUCCUCAUUCUAAGAACUACAACAUAAUUUUGUUGUUGUUACAGCUUAUCGAGCUGGCAAAUAUAAAAGGUACAGUAGUACAACAUCA